UGUUCACUGAGCCUUCCCAGAAGCGUCUGCUUAAAUGGAAUGAAAACCUCAGCUGUUGCCUUCUGUGUUAAGAGUUUUCUGAAUUUGGGGACACCUGAGUCAGCUCUUGGAUUUCUACCCCUUUUGACUCCAUAAAAUCUUCAACACUGAAGAAGUAUCAAACUUAAGUGUCUGAGAUGUAUACAUAGCCAUCCAAGCUUUCUUGAGAUUCUGUUUCCAUAACUACAGAGUUUUCAAGUUUAUUCUCCUGGAACAGUGAUGCUUAAUUAACCCAGAGAAGUCUUCCUGUGAAGAGGGACCAUUUCCUUCAGAAGUACCAUCAAUCAAAGCUUUUGUUUCUACCAAUUUGACCUCACCCAUGGCUGCUGAUGGCAAUGAUGUUGUUCCCUUGCGUCAGAAGCCGAGGAAGAAAACUCAAGGUUUCUUCACAAUGAGCCGGAGGAGGAUAUCCUGCAAAGAUCUGGGACACGCUGACUUCCAGGGGUGGUUAUACAAGAAAAAGGAAAAAGGCACCUUCCUCAGCAACAAAUGGAGAAAGUUCUGGGUUGUGCUCAAGGGAGCAUCACUGUACUGGUACGGCAAUCAGAUGGCAGAGAAAGCUGAUGGAUUCAUCAACUUGCCAGAUUUUGCUGUGGAUAGAGCUGCUGAAUGCAAGAAAAAGCAUGCUUUUAAGAUCAGCCACCCACAGAUCAAGACUUUUUAUUUUGCAGCAGAGAAUGUGCAGGAAAUGAACAUGUGGUUAAAUAAGCUUGGGUUAGCUGUAAUCCGUCUUGCAUCCACAGGAAAAGAAGAAGAAUGCUACAGUGAAAGUGAACAUGAGGAUCCCGAAAUAGCUGUGGAGACGCCGCCCCCUCCCUACUCUGCUGAGCCUCCAUCGCAUUUGGGUCCACAGGAAGCAUCGUCAUCCUCACUUGUAUUGAAUGAACCAUCUUGUUCUUUUUCUUCCCUGGAGAGUUCAGUCAAAUCACCCAGCAGCUCGUCGUCUUCCACAUCUCAAGCAGCGGCCUACCCAGAAAGGCAGUCUUGGCUCGACAUCGUCAACAGUUCCUCUACUACUGAAGAAGUGGAACGGUCCAUAAUGGUUCAGAUCCAUUCACCUGCUCCCCCAGAGGCCUCCGAAAAUGGCCUUGUCAAAUCUGAAAGUGGAUUUCUGAACUCCUUGUCAAGUGAGGAGACAUCCUCACUGAACAGCAGUUUAGAUCACCUCUCUGUUCCUGAUGAUGCUGUAGGACUCAAGACAUCAGACAGAGAACAGACAAAAGGCCUUGAAGAUGAUGAAAUGGAAAAGCUUUACAAAUCUCUAGAACAAGCCAGUUUAUCUCCUAUUGGGGAUCGACGACCUUCAACCAAAAAGGAGUUGAGGAAAUCAUUUGUCAAGCGAAGCAAAAAUCCAUCCAUCAAUGAGAAACUCCACAAAAUCCGGACGUUGAACAGCACAUUGAAGUGUAAAGAACAUGACUUAGCCAUGAUUAAUCAGUUGUUGGAGGAUCCAAAGCUGACGGCCAAGAAGUACAGAGAAUGGAAAAGCACAAACAGCUUGUUGGUUCAGGAGAUCUAUCAACAGCAGGGUGCAAAGACGGCCACUGAAGGGCCUUACCUGGAACCUGAGGAACCAUCUUCUUUUGCCCAUGUUGAGAGUUCUAUUUGAGAUCCAGUCAGAACUCUCUCCCUUACCUUGUUUUAUCCUCGGCAACCCUUUAAACUGCUACAAAGUCUUACAUUUUUCCUUAAAAGGAGACCUAAAAACUAUUCCCCAGAGAUCUGGCCUGAUAAAGCAACUUCACUGGAAGCAAAUUAGCUAAUGCAUGGAAUCUCAAUUUCAAAUGACAGUAUAUCCAUUUGAUGGAUCAAUCACUUUAAUUCAGGUAUAUACAAUUGAGGGCCUUCUAUAUACGAGGUGCUAUAAGAGGUAAGGAAGUGGGGAGAGGGACAUGAUCUAUUUCAAGGAACAUACAACAGCAAUCUGUGGAAUAGAGAAGGGAUUCACUCACAGUGAUUUUGAUAAUUUCAUGAUUCAAUCCCUCGGUAACAGGAAGAGAAUGUAAAAAAGAAUAUAUGUGGUCUAUCUUGUUGGGUUGCCAUGUUUCCCAUGUCACUUUUAGAUGGGAAGAAUACAGUAUAAAUACUUUUUUGUAUUGUUGCUAUUUAAUUCAGAAUCUUGUCUUUGGGGUUGCAGAUCACCAAUCUCAUUUCCACAUCCAGUUAAAGGGAAUACAUUGGCAUUUAAAAAAAGAAAGACUCAGAAGAGAGCUAUUCCAUGGGAGUGAUGUUCUGUCAUUUGUGGACUCAAAGGACUACUUGACAUUUUCAAAUUUCACACUGGUUGGGGAAAUUCUACAGCACGUGGAAAGAUGUUGCUUGUGCCACUUGGGAACAUCUGUUUUCUGACUUUUUUUCAUCAACUACAGGAGUUAACCAUGCAUCGGGAAAGGUGUGUCUGCUGCCUGUAGACUUGACUGUGGUACCACUACAGGAUUUGCAUUUGUGUCCAGGUGCCCUAGGAGCCACACAGCAAGGAUAUUUUUGGCACCUGAAGUUUUUCAAUUUCUUUAUUCAAAGAAAUGAAAAAAAAAUUUUGAGCUGAUUCAUAGUUGGUUUUAUUUUUGUAAGGUUAUCUGUCACUUUAUGGCCUGUGUGAAUAUAUAGCUAUGUAUAUAUAAAUAUGUAUAUGUUUGUUAUUUAAGUCUAUUUAUAGAAGUCCGGAUUUACCAGUGUUAAUAAGAUCAUGCUGUUUUUCCCUUGUUGAAUAGCC
Vombatus ursinus (common wombat) is the source of this 2752-nucleotide messenger RNA. Its product is annotated as interactor protein for cytohesin exchange factors 1-like. The coding region runs from base 359 to 1648 and encodes 429 amino acids. The record is from RefSeq and is a predicted model, not a curated record. Lineage: Eukaryota; Metazoa; Chordata; Mammalia; Diprotodontia; Vombatidae. The transcript has 13 exons.